This is a messenger RNA of Acipenser ruthenus (sterlet), 1313 nucleotides long. Its product is annotated as GTPase IMAP family member 9-like. Lineage: Eukaryota; Metazoa; Chordata; Actinopteri; Acipenseriformes; Acipenseridae. Gene Ontology annotation, molecular function: GTP binding. The record is from RefSeq and is a predicted model, not a curated record. The transcript is spliced from 2 exons. Bases 308 to 1018 code for a protein of 236 amino acids.
GGUUCCAUCUAUCUCCCUCCCUCCUAGUUACUGGGAAAAAGGUUCCUGUGUUCUUUCAUCCAAAGGCAGGCCUUUAUAUCUGUAAUGUUUAAUUAUACUGACAUCAGGAUAAGACACGUGUCACCACUUAGAAGACUAUGCCACCUGGUGGAGAAACUACGGGCACCAGGCCCCGUUAAAGUAUGGAGGGAAAGAUACUUCUGACAGGUACUGUACAGAGUAUCUUACAGUGCUUAACAUUUACCAUUAACUUCUACUGUUUCUCUUUUCAGAUUCUUUAUCUAGAUCCACACCUCUGGCAUCGAACAUGAGAGACAACACAGAGUUGAGGAUUGUGCUGCUUGGGAAGACUGGAGUUGGGAAGAGUGCAGCAGGAAACACCAUCCUGGGAAGAAGGGAGUUUGAUUCAAAACUCAGCGCCACUUCCAUAACUAAUAAGUGUAAGAAGGGCACGGCAGAAGUUUCUGGGAGACACAUAGCUGUGAUUGACACUCCCGGUCUGUUUGACACAGAGCUCACUGCUGAUCAGAUUAAACAGGAGAUUGAGAAAUGUAUCUCUCUGUCUGCCCCGGGACCCCACGCUUUGCUGUUGGUUCUACAGGUGGGCCAAUACACACAGAGAGAGAGGGAAGCAGUGAAGAUUAUUUUGGGUGAGCGUGCUGCCAGAUACAUGAUGGUUCUUUUCACCCAUGAAGACAGUCUGGAAGAUGGCAUGACAAUUGAGAAAUACAUUGAGGGAGUCAAAGUUGAUCUCCAGCAGCUUAUUGAUGAAUGUGGGGGCAGGUAUCAUGUCUUUAACAAUAAAGACAAGAGCAAUACAGCUCAAGCUAUUGAACUGGUCAAGGAAAUAGAGGCGAUGGUGGAACGUAAUUGUGGGAGGUUUUACACCAUGGAGAUGUACAAUAAGGCAGCUGCAUCCACCAGUCAAAAUGUAGAAAUGGAGAAGGGAAAAGUGAGGAAGGAAAGGCCACCGCAUAAGACUGUGCAGAGCUCCAGAGAUGGGUGUAAUUUGAUGUAAUCUGUUUAACAUAUCUGACGUGUUUAUUGAAUGUCCUCUGCAUAAUUAUUUUCUUUACCAAUAUGUGCUUGAUUUUGUUUUCUUUUUAUUUGAAACAGCCAAUGAUUAAUAACCAAUGCUUAACAUUGUAUUUAGCUCUAUAAAUCAGUAUGAAUUUCCUUUCAGUACACCUUAUAUUGCCUUGCAUAAAAAAGCUAAAUACAAAAUGAAUUCUGUGUUAGUAAAUUCUGAAAAACAAAUAAAAAUUGUUAAGAAAAUAAAUGUGUCUGUCUCUUCAUUUAAUUGAAUGUAACUC